AUGGACUCACUCACCGCCGCCCAACGCGUGCUCGAAACCCCAGAACUGCUCGAAAUGAUACUAGCAGAGCUGCACCCAUGCCAAUUACUCGUCUCCCAGCGCGUCAACACACUCUGGCACGAUCUAACCGCAAACUCACCCCAAUUGCAGCAACUGCUGUUCAUGAGGCCGUCAUGGCCAAAAGCCAAACCCUUUGACGCACACCUGUCCUGCGAAGCCAAUCGACCCAGCGAACGACCCAGAAACAACAUGAUGCUGAGAAAAGUGCUGGGUGGGAGAUACCCUACGUUCACACCUCGAGUGACCAGCGAGAAAGAUGAGGAAGAGUACGCAGACAAAGGUAGUCCGUCGAGCUACUGGACCUGGGAUGUCAAUGUCAUGUACCCCAGCGACAAACUACCGACAGAAGAUCCCGCCGUACUGUACGAGAAAGCGAGCUGGCGUCGCAUGUACCUCUGCCAACCACCCUGUACGGAGCUAUAUCUUGCGCGUCGCUGGUGUCGAGCGGCUCGACCAGCAAUCGUAUCCAAGGAAGGCAUCACCAUGGAGACGUUCAUCGAGAAGGCGAACAAGGCCCGCGAACUCUGGAAUCAGCUCUUCAUCUCGAGCGAUGGUGAUUGGCACUUUGAGGGACCUAUGCGGAGCAAGUAA
Molecule: messenger RNA, 651 nt
Organism: Aureobasidium namibiae CBS 147.97
Lineage: Eukaryota; Fungi; Ascomycota; Dothideomycetes; Dothideales; Saccotheciaceae
Exons: 3
Coding region: 1-651 (216 amino acids)
Molecular function (GO): protein binding
Source: RefSeq, a predicted model, not a curated record